GCACCAACGAGAUUGCCGGAAGGUCACAUUAUCCAUGUGGCAUGGCAUUGCGGUCUGUCACAGUUGCCGUAUGUUUACGUCAGCUUUUUCUCGCUAGAACUCCGCAGCGGCAGCUAAAUUUGAGUGUGAAAAGUCUCGCCGGUUCCUGGGGCUCUAGGAAAGCAUUUCAAGGUAAAAAGGCGUGGAAGGCUUGGCAAGAAAGCAGCGUUUUUGACCACGACAUGGGGGACUGUGACGAGGUUCUGGCGCCGUUGCGAGCGGCAGUGAAGGAACAGGGUGAUUUAGUACGGAAGUUAAAGGAGGAAAAGGCGGACGUAAAUGAUGUCAAGAAGGCGGUAGUUGAGCUGAAAGCACGCAAGAAGGCUCUGGAGGACAAGGAGCUUGCCCUAGCCCCCAAGGAUGACUUUGACCGUCUCAAGAUGGAAGACGCGCUUAAGAGGCGAUUCUUCUACGACCAGUCAUUUGCCAUAUAUGGAGGGGUGAGCGGUCUGUAUGAUUUUGGUCCCGUCGGCUGUGCGCUGAAAGCCAACUUCAUCAACCUAUGGAGGAACCAUUUCAUCAUUGAGGAAGGCAUGCUGGAGGUGGAUUGCAGCAUGCUCACGCCCGAGUCUGUCUUCAAGGCAUCUGGCCAUUUGGAGCGCUUUGCAGACUACAUGGUCAAGGAUCUGAAGACAGGAGAAUGCUUCAGGGCAGACCAUCUACUCAAAGCACAUCUUGAGAAACUCCUACAAGACAAGAAGACGACUUCCCAGCAGCGCGACGAGUGCACCACAGUCCUGGCGCGGCUGGACAACUACACUAAAGAGGAGCUGGGAGUGUUCUUCAAGAAGUACGAGCUGAAGUCGCCCCUGACCAACAACAGCCUGAGCGAACCCAUGGACUUCAACCUCAUGUUUGGCACCUCCAUCGGGCCCACUGGAAACAUGCCAGGCUACCUUCGGCCCGAAACAGCCCAGGGUAUAUUUGUCAACUUCAAGCGUCUUCUAGAGUUCAAUCAGGGUAGGCUGCCGUUUGCCGGGGCCCAGAUCGGCAACGCCUUCAGGAAUGAGAUCUCUCCCAGGUCUGGCCUCAUCAGAGUACGGGAGUUUACUAUGUGCGAGAUUGAGCAUUUCAUCGACCCAUCCCAUAAGGACCAUCCCAAGUUUCCCUCGGUAGCUGAUCUCAAGGUCAAGAUCUUCUCUGCCUGUGAUCAGAUGGCCGGCAAGUCAGCCUCCCAGAUGUCCAUCGGUCAAGCCGUUGAACAGGGCAUCAUUGCAAAUAGGGUGCUGGGCUACUUCAUGGCCCGCAUCUACCUGUUCAUGAUCAAGGUUGGCGUGGACCCAGACAAGCUCCGAUUCCGUCAGCACCUUGACAACGAGAUGGCUCACUACGCCAAGGACUGCUGGGAUGCUGAAUGCAAGACGUCAUACGGUUGGGUAGAGUGCGUUGGGUGUGCUGAUAGGUCAUGCUACGAUCUUAGCUGUCAUACCAAGGCCACCAAAGUGCCGCUAGUUGCUGAGAAGAAACUCCCAGAACCGAAGAUCAUUGACGUGGUCGAGGCUGUCCCGCAGAAGGGCAUUGUGGGUAAAGCCUUCAAGAAGGACGCCAAGGUGAUCAUGGAGCACAUGGCCUCGCUGUCGGAGGACCAGGUCGUUGAACUCGAGAAGAAUCUCAAAGAGAAAAGUGAAGCUGAGUUUCAAGUAGAUGGGAAGUCCUUCAGUCUCAAGCCAGACAUGGUGACCAUCAAGAGAUACCAGAAGACACUGCAUGUUGAAGAGAUCCAACCGUCUGUUAUCGAGCCUUCAUUUGGUGUGGGUCGCAUCCUCUACGCUAUCCUGGAACACAACUUCAAAGUCCGGGAAGGAGACGAACAGAGAACGUAUUUCACCUUGCCAGCCAUCAUUGCGCCUUACAAAUGCUCCGUUCUGCCUCUCAGUAGCAACAAGGACUUUGAGCCACUGGUCCAGAGUCUAUCAAAAGCACUUUCCGAGGCCAACAUCUCCCACAAGGUGGACAGUAGCUCAGGCUCCAUCGGGAGGCGAUACGCCCGGACCGAUGAGAUAGCUAUCCCAUUCGGGAUAACCGUGGACUUUGACUCCCUCAAGGAGCCCCAUACAGCCACGCUACGGGAACGGGAUACCUUGAAGCAAAUUCGUGCUCCAGUGGAUGAGUUGCCCACAAUCGUCAAAGAUUUGUCCGACGGCAAGACAACGUGGCGGGACGUACUUCAGAAGUACCCCAGCUUCGAGGGGCAGGAAAGUACAUCUGGUCAAUAGAGGGCGCUGUUCACAGUCAACUCGAGCUAUUUGUGAGUUAAAUUUGAAAGAAAAACAAACAAACAAACAAACAAAUAAACAAACAAGCAAUCCCCUGUCUGGAGAUAUCAAAUUUUCAAGUGCGAAUGAAUAUGUAGUAGAUAAGAGUUUGGGUGCAAGGCGGCAAUCAAUCUUAAAACGUCCUUAAAUAACAAAUUUCGUUGUCCUUUUUAAAGUUGAGGGCGGCACAUAAACCUGGCAACAGGGACCUGGGACAAUUUUAUGUCUUUGCCUUAUUAUAACCAUGACCUCCAAUUUGUGCUUUUCCAAUAAUAGCAAUUUUAAUAUGUAUUUGCAAGCAGCAGUUGAGGAAAUUCAAUGAAAUUAACAAACGAUAAAAAAAUAUAAAACAAUAAAUUGCAAAAAUGUAUGAAAGCUGCUUUUUAUCAUCAUCGAAAUGUUUAAUACACUGUACUGGCAUUAU
Messenger RNA from Patiria miniata (bat star), 2718 nucleotides. Its product is annotated as glycine--tRNA ligase-like. Gene Ontology annotation, molecular function: glycine-tRNA ligase activity; ATP binding. Gene Ontology annotation, biological process: mitochondrial glycyl-tRNA aminoacylation. Bases 42 to 2255 code for a protein of 737 amino acids. The record is from RefSeq and is a predicted model, not a curated record. NCBI's taxonomy places the organism in Eukaryota, Metazoa, Echinodermata, Asteroidea, Valvatida, Asterinidae. The transcript has 16 exons. Gene Ontology annotation, cellular component: cytoplasm; mitochondrion.